ACUAAAUAGUUCCGGCUCACUAACAGUUAAUUUCAGUCCAUGGCUCCAUCAUCACUUUCUGAUAUGAGGAUGAGGAAUCUUCUUGUGGGGGUUAUUCUUGGACUUCUCGCUGUUGUCCACACAACACCAACUGUUAAAACUGUGACCCAGAACCCUAUCAAAGCUGAGGAUGAAGUUCUCAAAGAGGCCAUAACGGACGGCUUCCUCGUCAAUAACUAUGUUCCCCCUUCACUGACAAAUGAAACAACCAAAACAGACACGGCCGAUCUCAAGUCCCAACAACCGUCCCCUGACUCCGAGGAUACUCCUGCGAGGGAGGUCAUCGAGGAGUCCGUGAACUCUGGGUACUUCCAGCAUGGAGAUGACAACUAUGCACACACAACUCAGAGCGUUUCACAUGCUCAGUCCAGAGAUGGAGGGAUGCUAGAAGAGCGUCCUGCUACGAGCUCUGGUGUGAUCACUAGUUUUAACACCGCAUCAUCAACCUCCACGGCUGCUCCACGGCUGUUUACAGACAGUGAGGGAUCAGGAUUAAGCGAAGAAACUAUCACUGCAACAUCUUCAUCGGCUGUUCUUUUUGGACGCAAAGCUCCACGACUGUUUGCAGACAGUGAGGGAUCAGGAUUAAGCAAAGAAACUAUCACUACAACAUCUUCAUCGGCUGUUCUUUUUGGACGCAAAUCUCCACGACUGUUUACAGACAGUGAGGGAUCAGGAUUAGGAUCAGUAUCAAGUGAUGAAACUAUCACUGCAACAUCUUCAUCGGCUGUUCUUCUUGGACGCAAAGCUCCACGACUGUUUGCAGACAGUGAGGGAUCAGGAUUAAGCAAAGAAACUACCACUGCAACAUCAACCUCCACAGCUGCUCCACAGCUGUUUACAGAAAGUGAGGGAUCAGGAUUAAGCGAAGAAACUAUCACUGCAACAUCUUCACCGGAUGUUCUUCUUGGACGCAAAGCUCCACGACUGUUUGCAGGAGGUCAAGGAUCAGAAUCAAGAUCAGGAUCAAGUGAUGAAACUACCACUGCAACCUCAACCUCCACGGCUGCUCCACGGCUGUUUACAGAAAGUGAGGGAUCAGGAUUAAGCAAAGAAACUAUGACUGAAACAUCUUCAUCAGAUGUUCUUUUUGGACGCAAUGCUCCACGACUGUUUGCUGGAGGUCAAGGAUCAGAAUCAAGAUCAGGAUCAAGUGAUGAUCACAACACGGAGGAAUCUGUCAAUCCUGCGUCACCCCAGAACAAAGCACACAGUACAGCAGCUCCAGGUUGGAUCAUCAUCCUUGGUUUUAUUGUUGGUGUUGCAGCACUGGUGAUGCUCUGCGUUGCCAUCGCUACCAGAGAAAAGUGGAAUGGACCAAAACAGGCAUCCCAGCCAGAGACCAGAACUGGCUCUUCAAACCAGCAGAGGGAGCUAGAGAUGGAGACAUUCCUGCACAAAGACAAGCCCAUAGAAAAUGGAAAGGCUGCAGAGUACACUGUCAUCCCUCUGGACGAGCUUCCAGAGAAUUAUUCAUCACACUGAGGCUCAGAGACAGACCCUUUGGAGGCUUGAGACUCAUCACAGAACCACAAGGCCGUGUUUGGAGUAGAUGAAUUUGAUCAGAGGAAAAUUUCUUCCAGGGCUGUUGAGCAUGAGGUUUCUGUGGACCUUUACAGCUCUGAGCCCCUUCAGGACAAGACUUACGGUCUGGUUUUCCCUGCCUUCAAAAGCUCUUACCACACCUUCACUUUGAAACUACAGCAAUUCUUUGGUUGGUGUACAGGUAUUUAUUUCCAUGCCAACUCUCAUUAACCGUAAAAUGUAAAACUGGUUGGGUAAGAUGCACAAAUGCCAUUUAUUUCAAAUACAACUAAGACAUUUUUUUACAGUGUGUUAUUUCCUGGUUUGUCAUUGUAAAUAAUUUAUGUUUUUUUUUCUUUCUUUUUUUUAAACUCAGACACAAGAAAAUGAUUCAGUCCAGUCUUUUUCUCAGUGUUUUUGUUGUAAUAUAAUUUAAAUCUCUUUAAUAAUGUUAUUGAAGACUGUAACUUAUAUUAAGCCGCUCUUUUCCCCCACUUUUUUUAUGGAAGCCCUCUGACUCACGGGCUUCUCUUGACAACGUACACAGCACUUUGGCUGUUUGAAUGCAUUUAUUGAAUGCUCUUAUGCUGUAUCACGUCUGCCCUAAUCUGAGAAAUAAACACAACGGCAGCUCAUCAAUAAACAUUUAUUUGUUUCCAUUAAUAUUUAAACACAAGUAUUAAAACAUUUACACACUUUCAGUCCAUUUGCCUGACAAAUAUUUUGUGCUCUAUUAUGUGGUUACAAGUGCAUUCAAUCCUGCCUGCAUUUAGUCAGUCAGAGUCAAAAGGAGGUCUGCAUUACAAUGAAUGUCAGACACAAGAAAAAAUGCUG
This is a messenger RNA of Toxotes jaculatrix (banded archerfish), 2397 nucleotides long. RefSeq names its product serine-rich adhesin for platelets-like. The record is from RefSeq and is a predicted model, not a curated record. The coding region runs from base 40 to 1524 and encodes 494 amino acids. NCBI's taxonomy places the organism in Eukaryota, Metazoa, Chordata, Actinopteri, Toxotidae. The transcript has 12 exons.